Molecule: messenger RNA, 1960 nt
Organism: Oreochromis niloticus (Nile tilapia)
Lineage: Eukaryota; Metazoa; Chordata; Actinopteri; Cichliformes; Cichlidae
Product: P2Y purinoceptor 14-like
Exons: 3
Coding region: 529-1587 (352 amino acids)
Biological process (GO): G protein-coupled receptor signaling pathway
Cellular component (GO): membrane
Molecular function (GO): G protein-coupled purinergic nucleotide receptor activity
Source: RefSeq, a predicted model, not a curated record
ACUGUAUAACAGUUUGGUUACUGUGUGUUUCCUCAUUGAGGUGAUUUUAUUAAACUGAGAGGACAUAACAACUCAAGCAGCUUUUCCUCAUCAUUGAAAACUGGUGAAAUACAGGUGAGUAUUUUUAUUCUUUUGUACUGGUGAUUACUGGUGAAACACUCAAUAUUCCCUCCACACAGCAGCACCACAGCUCGCUUCUAUCAGUGUUCAUGAAACGUAUUACUGAGUAACGUCGAGGGCAUGCUGGUGCCAUCUGGCCUAGUAAUCAACCUUACACUCGUUUGUGGGGUUCACAAUCUGUGAUGAAUAUAUUGCUAUAUUCAGUGUUGUAUAUUAAAAUUUGAGUAUUAUUGCAGUUUUAUUACAGUUAAUAAGAGUCGUUAAUCACCUGAGACAACUGUUGUGAAAGAAAGGGCCAUGGAUCAAAAUUGUUUGUAGUAGAGCUCAACACAAGCUUUACUACAGUUUGUAAAAUUAGUUUGUUGUUUUAAAAUAAGGUUAAGACUAUCAAGUUGCAUCCUCUCAACAAUGUACAUCAGUGGAUUUAUUUUCUCCAGAAACAUGGGUGACUCAACAAAUGUGACUUCAUCUCCCAACCUCCCACCCUGUGAUGUUGUCAGAACAUCAGUCCAUGCUUUCUUUGUGGUGGUCUACAGUCUAGUGUUUCUGGUGGGUUUACUCCUCAAUGGCUUCAUCAUGAAGUUUUACUGUUGUCGAGCUCAGCAGCAGGCAUCGAGCAGCUUGAUGGUCUACAUGAAGAACCUGACAGCUGCUGACUUCCUGCUUUGCCUCUCUGUGCCGCUGCGCAUCUCCCACUAUGCCAGCAGCUCUCCUAUUGGUCAGAAGCUCUACUGCAGCUUUGGAGCUUCCACCUUGUACCUCAACAUGUACGCCAGCAUCAUCUUUAUGGGGUACAUUGCUGCUAACAGGUAUCUGAAAAUCGUCCAUCCUUCAGGAACUCACGUCCUGCAGUCAGUGCGAACUGCCCACAUCGUCUCCAUGGUCACCUGGGUUUUUCUCCUGGCUGCAUCAAUUACAUACACGAUCCUGUUUUUCAUCACCGAGAAACCACUGACCUCAAACUCCAUCAGGUGUGAUUAUAUGUUAGGCACAUCGGUCACCCUGUUCUACAAAAUUAUCCAUGUCAGCUGCGCCAUCAUCUUCCUCGUGGUCUUCAUAUGCCUGGUCUUCUUCUACUACACCACCUCCUGCAGGGUGUUGCAGGUACAGCAGAGUCAGCUGGCCUCCUCUGGCUCUGAGAAGCUGGUGAAGUCUCGCAGGAACAUGUUGGUGCUGGUCAGCAUCUUCUGUCUUUGUUUUGUCCCCUAUCACCUGGUUCGACUUCCCUACACUAUUCUGUGGGACAGCUGCCCUGCGGGUUGGAUAUUGUACUACCUGAAGGAAUUGGCCACCAUGGUGUCAGUUUUCAACAUCUGUCUGGACCCUCUUGUUUACUUUUACCUCUGUAAGACUUUUCGGGCUCAGGUGAACCUGAGAAAGGUCUUGAGGGGGAAGAACAUCCAACAAGCAAACCAGGAGAGUGAGAGCAGGAAGGAGCAGGCUGACAUUGUUACAGCAACAAGUUAAACCAAUGAGCUUUAAGGAAAAGUUCAACAUGUUAUUAAAUGCUAAGAUGUACAUUUGUUUUGAGAGUCAGAUGAGUUCAGUGAAACCUAUGUCAUGGAUCCCAAGUCUUCAUGAACUCAGCACAAACACACUCCCAUGCAGACGACAUGAGUGUUCAUGUUUCCACUGUCAGACUUUAUCGUCUCAGUCUUUGAGGUGUUCUCAUUUUCUGCUGAUGUCACACAAAACCAAAUAUCAUUUUUCUCAUUCAAAUCAUCAUCUCAGUCUGCUCAAAGGUUGUGGUUUCUCCCCUGAAUCUUAUCAGCAGUUUCAAUCAGCAGCUUUUAAUUUGUUUAAAAAGCUUAGCGGAAGUAGUCAAACACAUGUCAGACAC